Molecule: messenger RNA, 993 nt
Organism: Sclerotinia borealis F-4128
Lineage: Eukaryota; Fungi; Ascomycota; Leotiomycetes; Helotiales; Sclerotiniaceae
Source: the annotation of a GenBank genome assembly
AUGGCCGAUAGAGCUGAUCGAUUAGCAAAAGCCCAAAGAUUAUCUUGUGAGCUUUGUGAUGACGAUAUUUUGACAGCUAUCAAUACAUUCUUGAGAACAAAGUGGCAGAAAGCGAACUUUGGUUUGCCUAAUAAAAAUCCUAUCUUGUGGAUUAAAUUCGCAAAUAAACAUGGAUUUGAACGUAUAGAAAUGGAAGCACGAAACCAGCAAUAUAUUUUCGAUACGGUUGAGAGGUUUUACCAGAAGGACACUAAGGAACAACUAAGAUUACUAGCAACUGCUGGUAUAUACAAAGAUGAGCAAACCCGACCGCCUAGGGUUCGAAUACCUAAGCUUUUCCGUGUUGUACGCACAGCAGAAUUUAGGGCACUUGUUAUGGAAUUUGUGCCUGGCCAAACCUUGGAUAGCCUUAUGCGUCUAAAGUACAACGCUACUGGAGAGUCGUUCUAUUGGUAUCCAACUCCAUAUUCCUACGAUCUCUCACUAUUUGAAGAACACUUGCAUGAUUAUGCCAAUGCCAUCGGUGUGCUAUUGUCACUACCAGUUCCUGAUAAUGCCGCCCCAGGUCCAGUAGGUGGCGGUUACUCCAAUCACCCGAUCUUUGAGAAUUGGAGCACUGAGGAAAACCGGGCGCCAGUUAUGUACACAUCGGUUGAGGAACUUACCAAACAUAUCAAUAAGCUAGUUCUUUCACGACUUCCAUCUAAAGCCAAACUAGCCGAUUUUUCCAACGAGCCUUUAUGUUAUGUUUUGAGCGAUCUUAAUAACGGAAAUGUUAUUUUUUACAAUAAAGAGAUCUUUUUAAUUGAUCAUCUUGAUGCUGGAAUUAUGCCAUUAUCUUUUAUGACAAUUGUUGCGGACCUUGGUCGAAAUAUAUCCAAACAUCUUGUUAAACAUUUGAAUCUUCCAAGAGACAAUCAGGAUGCGUUAACAUAUGUCCAAGGUGCUUUCUGGCCUUCAUCGGAUGAUGAGGAUGACGAGAUUAAUGGAUGA